AUGGUGCAUACUACAAGUGAAGAUUCAACAAAAUGGAUGCUCGAGAGCAUCGAGGUUGAUCGGAUGGAAGAUGUGCCAAUAAACGAUGAUGGGCAGAAUUUCGUGACAUUUAAGCGAAAUUCUAGCCGUCAGUCUUCAAUCCUCAAGAGAACAUUGAGUACUGCCUCGGAUAGGGGCAAUUCUCAUGCAGAAAGAAAUGUGCCAGGAAAGAUGAUUGAGAGGACAACCUCAAGCGCUGCUAGAGGUCUUAAGAGUUUACGUUUUCUCGAUAGAACAGUAACGAGCAAGGAUUUCGAUGCAUGGAAAUCAAUUGAGAGGCGUUUCAAUCAAUUCUCAGUUGAUGGCAGGCUUCAAAAAAAUAAAUUUGGCAUUACCAUUGGAAUGGCGGAUUCGAAUGAAUUCUCCGAAGAAGUGUUUGAUGCCUUGGCAAGGCGUAGGAAAAUCAAUGCGGAAAAUGGCAUAACACUGGAGGAACUGAAGAUAUUCUGGGAGGAUAUAUCUAAGAAAGAUUUCGAUUCUCGGCUUCAGAUAUUCUUCGACAUGUGUGAUAAAAAUGGUGAUGGAAAAUUGACAGAGGAAGAGGUGAAAGAGGUGAUUGUCAUGAGUGCGUCUGCAAAUAAACUCGUGAAUCUUAAGCAAAACGCCGGGAAAUAUGCCUCGUUAAUCAUGGAAGAGCUCGACCCUCAUAAUCAUGGAUUCAUUGAGAUGUGGCAAUUAGAAGCUCUAUUAACAGGCAAGGUGAACCUCGAAGAUACGGAGAAAUUCAACAAAAGAUCGCAUUCAAUUGCGAAAACCAUGAUCCCGGAAAAAUACAGAACUCCUAUUAGCAGAUUUUUCUCCAUAGCAAAAGAAUUGGCACAUGAAAACUGGAGGAAAAUAUGGGUUAUCACAUUAUGGGCAUUAGUCAAUUUAGCACUUUUCUCUUGGAAAUUUGAGCAAGUAAAGAAAUCAGCAACUUUCCAAAUUACAGGCUACUGUGUCAGUGCAGCAAAGGGUUCUGCUGAAAUACUCAAAUUCAACAUGGCUCUAAUUCUUAUACCAGUCUGCAGAAGAACCCUAACCGCACUUAGAUCAACAUUUCUCAACCAAAUUAUCCCUUUCGACGACAACAUAAAUUUCCAUAAAUUGAUUGCUGCCAUUAUAGCAAUUGCUUCUGCUGUUCAUACAAUCUUCCACCUAACGUGUAACUAUCCGAUAUUGAGUACGUUUCCUCGAGAUAGAUUUAUGGAGAUUGCAGGACCUGCCUUUGAUUUCAGACAACCGACAUACGGGGACUUAAUGCUGACUAAUGUAUCGAUUACCGGAGUUCUUAUGAUCCUCAUAAUGGGCUUUUCAUUCACAUUGGCAAUUCAUAAAUUAAGGAAGAAUGUUAUCAAGUUACCUUGGCCAUUAAACAAUUUGGCUGGCUUCAAUUCCUUCUGGUAUGCACAUCAUUUGCUGGUUUUGGCAUAUCUCCUUCUAGUUCUCCAUGGCUACUUUCUCAUAAUUGAGCAGCCCUGGUUCAAGAAGACGACAUGGAUGUAUAUCAUUGUCCCAGUUUUAUUUUAUGCAAGUGAAAGGAUUAUUUCGCGGUAUCAGGAACGUAAUCAUCGUGUAAACGUCAUUAAGGCAAUAAUAUAUACAGGAAACGUUCUAGCAUUGUACAUUACCAAACCUCCAGGAUUUAAAUAUAAAAGUGGGAUGUACCUGUUUGUCAAGUGUCCAGAUCUGUCAAACUUUGAAUGGCAUCCUUUCUCAAUUACUUCUGCACCAGGAGAUGAUUAUUUGAGUGUUCAUAUUCGAACACUCGGUGACUGGACUUCAGCACUCAAGAACAAAUUUGAAAAGGUUUGUGAACCGCCGGCUGCUUCAAAAACCAAGGGAAGACUAAUGAGAAUAGAAACUAAAGCCACCGGGGAUACGAACAUUGAAGAAUCACAAGCAAGUUUUCCAAAGAUUUUCAUCAAGGGACCAUAUGGAGCUCCAGCUCAAAACUUCAAAAGAUAUGACGUUCUCUUGCUUGUUGGUCUGGGAAUUGGAGCAACUCCAUUUAUCAGCAUCAUCAAAGACCUGCUGAACCACAUCAAGCCAAAUAAUCCUAAAUAUACCGAAAGCGUUCGAUCAGGGACAGGUAAAAAGGGUCCAGAGAGGGCUUAUUUUUACUGGGUAACAAGAGAACAAGGCUCAUUUGAAUGGUUUAAAGGAGUCAUGGAUGAUAUAGCAGAAUAUGACAAAACUAACAUGAUAGAAAUGCACAACUACUUAACUAGUGUUUACGAAGAAGGAGAUGCCCGGUCUGCACUCAUUACCAUGGCUCAGAAGCUUCAUCAUGCCAAGAAUGGAGUUGAUAUUGUCUCGGAGAGCCGGAUUAGAACACAUUUUGCUAGACCAAACUGGAGAAGGGUAUUCACUCAAAUGGCUAGUGCAUAUCCAUCUGCUCGGAUAGGAGUCUUCUAUUGUGGAAGUCCUACACUUGUCCAGACACUUAAGAAGCUUUGCCAAGAAUUCAGCUACAACUCAACAAAUAGAUUCUACUUCCACAAGGAGAAUUUUUGA
Molecule: messenger RNA, 2535 nt
Organism: Carica papaya (papaya)
Lineage: Eukaryota; Viridiplantae; Streptophyta; Magnoliopsida; Brassicales; Caricaceae
Source: RefSeq, a predicted model, not a curated record